UAUUAAUUCUAUCCAUGUUUUCUAAUAAUGAUUGCUGUGACCAUUCGAAGUACAAAUGACUUUAACAGAAAUGUGCAAAGACUUCUCACCUGUAGAGCAAAUCAAGGUCUGUGGAUGUUAGGGUAUUUAGAUCAUUCAGGGAGUUAGUCAGACCCCACCCCCUUCCACCCAGUGCAGCAUCAGAUCCAGGUUCCUUCCUAAAGGUGGACAUUUAAACUUUUUCUUUAGAAAUUGCUCAAGGCCAUAGAACAGAAAACAUACUUCACAUGAACAAGAUGAGUGACCAGGAUGUCACUUACUCAACUGUGAGAUUUCAUAUGUCUUCAGGGUUGCAGAACGUAGUGAGGCCUGAUGAGACUCAAGGGCCCAGAGAAGCUGCCCACAGAGAGCGCUCAGUGCCCUGGAAGCUCAUGGUGAUGGUUCUUGGAGUUCUUUGUUUCCUUCUGCUGCUAACUGUUGCAGUGUUGCUGACACAGAUUUUUCAGUAUAGACAAGAAAAACAUGAACUGAAGAAAAAUCUUAACAACCUUACUCAAAUGUACAGUACCCUGCAAAAUAAAAGCUACUUAAAUAAUGAAAUAUUGAGAAAUAAUUCUCCAGAGUAUGAUGCCUCGAAACAACAGAAGGAACGAGAUUCCAUCCACAGAGAACAGAACAGAUGCUUCAGGGAAACCAAGAUGGCUUUAGAGUGCUCUCAGCCCACAGGCAAACGUGUGGAAGGACACCUGUUCUGCUGCGGCAUAAAGUGUUAUUAUUUCAUCAUGGAUAAUAAACGCUGGAGUGGAUGUAAACAGACCUGCCAGGAUUGCGGCUUAUCCUUUUUGAAGAUACAUGAUGACUGUGAAAUGAAGCUCCUUCGGGAUAAUAUGUCUCCAAACAAUUACUGGAUUGGAUCGUCAUAUAAUAUGAAUACAAAUAAAUGGACAUGGGUUGGUGGUCACCCAUCUAAAUUAGACACGAACAUAAGUAAUUUCAAUUCUAAGGAAGGAAGAUGUGUGUUUUUAUCUAAAACAAGACUAGAAAAUAUUAGCUGUGAAAAAGACUACUCCUGUAUUUGUGAGAAGAGGAUGGAUAAGUUCCUUGAUUCACUCUCCAACAAGAGUUAAAGGUAAAAAGAAAUGUACUGGUCCUGGUUUAUUUCCUGUGAAAAUUUGUGACUCUUUACAAACAAGUGUUUUCAUCACAGGACUUAGUCUGCUCUGCAAACAGAGAGAAGAGCUGGCAGAGGUUGGGAAUGGUCUCUGGAAUCUGACUUGAC
Acomys russatus (golden spiny mouse) is the source of this 1258-nucleotide messenger RNA. Its product is annotated as killer cell lectin-like receptor 2. The transcript is spliced from 6 exons. Bases 267 to 1106 code for a protein of 279 amino acids. The record is from RefSeq and is a predicted model, not a curated record. NCBI's taxonomy places the organism in Eukaryota, Metazoa, Chordata, Mammalia, Rodentia, Muridae.